Entamoeba dispar SAW760 is the source of this 1746-nucleotide messenger RNA. RefSeq names its product autophagy protein, putative. Lineage: Eukaryota; Evosea; Mastigamoebida; Endamoebidae. The coding region runs from base 1 to 1746 and encodes 581 amino acids. Gene Ontology annotation, biological process: protein modification by small protein conjugation; cellular response to nitrogen starvation; autophagosome assembly. Gene Ontology annotation, molecular function: Atg8 activating enzyme activity; Atg12 activating enzyme activity. The transcript has a single exon. The record is from RefSeq and is a predicted model, not a curated record. Gene Ontology annotation, cellular component: cytoplasm; phagophore assembly site.
AUGACAGCAGUUAAAACACUUCCAUUAGAUUUACAAAUUGAUGUCACAUUUUGGCAUGAGUUUACAAGAAGAAAAUUAGAAAUAUUUAAAUUAAGUGAAAAAGUUAUUCCAAUUUAUGGUAGUAUUGAACCAGGAAGUAAUAUUAUUAGAUUGACACAUGCCUCUUUUGAAAGACAUGAAAGUUGUAUUGAAGGUGAGUUAUUAAAUUACAACACACUUAUUUCAUUUAAAGAAAGUGAUAAAAAGGCAAUAUUUACAGAAUUUUCUGAGAGAUGUAUGAAAUUAUAUGAAGAGGAUUAUUCUGUUGUAGCUAAAUUCAUAUUAAUAGCAUAUGGUGAUUUAAAAAAGUAUGACUUUCAUUUCAUUGGAGGGUGUCCUGUUCCAAAACAACAUAAAGUAAUUGGAGAGUUUGUAAAUAUAAAUAAUGAAGAAUCAAAUGGUUUAUUAAAUAAAUUUAAAGAAAAGAAUUGUAUAGUAUUAAAUAACCAAUUUGAACCUUUAAAAAAAGGAGAUAAUGAGGCUUAUAUUCUUGACUUAUCUCCAGUAAAAGAAACACCAGGAUGGACUGUUAGAACUCUUAUUCAUCAUAAAAUGGAUAUUAUUCAUUGUAUUAGACCAAAUAAUAGUUUUACAUUAAAAUUAACUCAUUUAGAAGAACCACUUAAAGGAAGUAGUGGAUGGUUUACUGUAAAAUCAACAGGCAAAAUUGCUACACAAAUUCAUCACCUUGCAGAGUCAAUGAAUCCAGAAAUGUUAGCUAGUCAAGCUGUUGAUUUAAAUUUGCAAUUAAUGAAAUGGCAAUUAUUUAGAAAUUUAGAUCUUCCAGCUAUUCAAGCCACAAAGUGUUUAUUAAUUGGAGCAGGGACAUUAGGGUGUAAUGUUUCACGUGUGUUAAUGGGAUGGGGAGUUCAAAAUAUAACAUUUGUAGAUAAUGGAAUUAUAUCAUAUUCAAAUCCAGUAAGACAAAGUUUAUAUAAAUUUGAAGAUUGUGUUGAUAAAAAGUAUAAAGCUCAAAGAGCAGCAGAAAUGGUUAAAGAAGUAUUUCCUGGAAUGAAAUCUAAAGGAAUUGUUAUGUCAAUUCCAAUGCCUGGUCAUCCUAUUGGAGAGAAAGAAAUUGAACCAACAAAGAAAGAUAUUUUAUUGCUUGACCAAUUAGUGCAAGAACAUGACGUUGUGUUUUUACUUGGUGAUUCAAGAGAAUGCAGAUGGUUACCUUCAAUGCUAUGCUCUGUUUAUAACAAAAUUUGUAUUACCGUUGGACUUGGAUUUGAUUCUUUUGUUGUUAUGAGACACGGAGAUAGUUCUUUGGAUAAAGAACAUAAACCUUCAUGUUAUUUCUGUGCUGAUAUUGUUGCACCAACUGAUUCUUUGUCAAGAAGAACUCUUGACCAACAAUGCACUGUUACUAGACCUGGAAUUUCUUAUAUUGCUUCUGCUUUAGCUGUUGAAAUACUUAUUUCAAUGAUUCAUCAUCCACUCCAUUCUAAAGCACCAACUUCUGGAGAAGGAUACAUUCCUCACCAAUUACGUGGAUAUCUAAACACAUGGAAAAUUGAAGAAGGUGUUGGAUCUGCUUAUAGUAAAUGUAUUGCUUGUUCAGAAGCAAUCAAAGAGGCAUACACAAAAAGUGGAGUGGAAAUGGUUCUUGAUGCAGUCAAUAAUCCAAAGACCUUAGAAAAAAUAGUUGGUAUUCCACAAGAAGUAGAAAAUGAUAUUGAAAUUUUAACUGAUUCUGAAGAUAUUUAG